Messenger RNA from Telopea speciosissima, 1372 nucleotides. RefSeq lists its product as uncharacterized. Bases 24 to 1298 code for a protein of 424 amino acids. NCBI's taxonomy places the organism in Eukaryota, Viridiplantae, Streptophyta, Magnoliopsida, Proteales, Proteaceae. The record is from RefSeq and is a predicted model, not a curated record. The transcript is spliced from 12 exons.
AAGACACUCAACAGUGUAGCGAGAUGGGAGACCAGCGCGAAUACCUGCCCUCCUCCGAACAGUCACUCGAUAUAGAGAUCAUCAGAAGUCGAAUGAAAGAGCUCUCAGGAAUUCACAGAAGCUCCAAAGAUAUUUCCGUAAUGUCCCCUAAAGAUUCCGAGAAAUUAAAAGAUUUUGUUCUCCAUCUCGGGAAUGCAGAGAAUCAGAUUACGUCCGAGUUGUUGGGUUUUGAUUCCUUAGCUCCUGAAGAAUUGGAUGCCUACUUGGAAAACACGACAGAAGAGCUAAAACUGGUGGAAGCUGAAAAUGUGAAGAUUUCUAAUGAAAUUGAGGUUCUUACCAAAACCUAUAUCGAAGAUUCCACUCGAUUGGAGAGUGAUCUUGACAGUUUGAGUAAUUCAUUGGAGCUCAUUGAGCUGCAGGGUCUGCAAAAGCUACAAGGGAAUGGACAUAUUGGGUGCUCAAUAUCUGAAGAAAACCAAGAAGCACCUGGAGAUUAUAAUUUCGAGAUUUUGGAACUUGAACAUCAGAUUGAGGAGAAAAAAUUUGCUUUAAGCACUUUGCAGGAUCUUGAGUCCAUUUUUAGAAGGGUUGAAGCAAUUCAACAGAUUGAAGACAGAUUGACAGGUCUGAAGAUUAUUGAUUUCGAAGGAAACAAUAUCAGAUUAUCUCUGAAGACAUUCAUUCCAGUCUCAGAGGGCUUAGCUUGCCAACAGAAAAUGGAGAUCAGUGAGCCAUUGAUACAGGAACAUGAGUUAUUAAUAGAAGUUAUAGAUGGGACUAUGGAGUUAAAGAAUGUGGAGAUAUUCCCAAAUGAUGUAUUCAUAGGUGAACUUAUUGAUGCUGCAAAGUCUGUCAGGCAGUUUUCCUCAUCAUUUUCAGUACUUGAGCUGAGGUCUUCAUUGGAGUGGUUUGUAAGAAAAGUGCAAGACCAAAUCCGGUUAUGUACUCUAAGGCGAUUAGUAGUGAAGUAUGCAAACAAAUCAAGACACUCCUUUGAAUAUUCGGACAAAGAUGACACACUAACAGCUCAUAUGGUUGGUGGAAUAGAUGCUUUCAUAAAGAUUUCUCAAGGUUGGCCAUUGUCAAAUUUGCCAUUAAAGCUGAUAUCCCUCAAGAGUUCAGAUAAUCAUUCAAAGGGAAUUUCAUUAAGCUUUCUCUGCACAGUUGAGGAAUUGGUGAACUCCCUGGAUGUGAAUGUGCGGCACAAUCUUUCAGGCUUUGUCGAUGCUAUUGAAGAAAUACUACUCCAGCAAACACGUUCAGAGCUCGAAUACAAACGUAUUCCUCAACAAUGAAUAUCUGCCCUAAUGUUCUCCUUAGUGUUGGCAUUAAGCUGAUCGGUGAGGCCUAAAUUAUUUAGUCCUUGCAU